Chlorella variabilis is the source of this 4899-nucleotide messenger RNA. RefSeq lists its product as hypothetical. The record is from RefSeq and is a predicted model, not a curated record. The transcript is spliced from 32 exons. Gene Ontology annotation, molecular function: sulfotransferase activity. Lineage: Eukaryota; Viridiplantae; Chlorophyta; Trebouxiophyceae; Chlorellales; Chlorellaceae. Bases 1 to 4899 code for a protein of 1632 amino acids.
AUGGGGGUGCUGGCACCCACGCUGUCGCCCAAGUCUCCUACCGCCAAUGGGAAGCGGCCCCCCAACCGCCUCCGGGUGCGCCUCAAUCUGGACACAGGCAGCGGCAAGGCGUCAUGGGAGGCGGAGGGGGAUGAGCAGCAGGUGGCAGACGCCGUGGCAGCGCUGGGUGCUGCCGCGCUAGACCGCAAGAAACCAGAUGUGCCUGGGGAGGCAGAGGUUGCAGCGGUGGCAGCGGCGCUGGAGGCAACCUUAGACGACAAGAGCGAGGAGCAGCCCGAGGCCCAGCCCAAGGAGCAGCAGCAAGGGCAGCAGCUGGAGGAGGCCGAUGAGGAGGAGGCGGAGGAGGCUGCCGCCUUCGACUCAGAUGGCGAGCAGGCCAGCGCGGCAGAGGCAGAGGGGCAGCAGGGCGAGAAGGAGGGCGAGCAGCAGGAGGCGGACGAGGAAGGGACGGAGGAGGAGGAUGCAGAGGCUGUUGGGCGCAAGUUUACUGAGAAGGUCGGCGCCUGCGACAACAAGGGCCAGUUUGGGUGCCUGACACGGCAGGCCGACAUGGCACUGGGGCAGUCGGGCGGCAAGCGCCAGUUCCGCUUCCCUCACUUCUAUAUUGUCGGCUUCCAGAAGUGUGCCACCACCAGCCUCUUCCACCACCUGGGGGACCACCCGCAGAUCGAGCCUCCCAGCAACAAGGAGCCCGAGUUUUACACCAAGGCGUGCAGCUACAACGCCAUGCGCUGCAUCAGCUCCCAGCAGCGCGAAUACAUGCGGGAGAUCCUGAUGUUCCGCCAGGUGCGCGGCGCCAACUUCACCAAGGCGGCGUUUGAGGGCAGCACCCACUACGCGCUGGAGGGGCGGUGGCUGGCCAUGCAGCUCAUGGAGAUCUACCCCUGGCUCAAGAUCGUGAUGACCAUGCGGGAGCCCAUCUCCCAAGCAAUCGCUAUGCUCAACCACCAGCUGGACCACAAGCGAUACCCUGACUGCUACGAUCGCGACCACAACCUGGUGUUUGAGUGCAUCCACAUCGACCUGGAUUUCGAGAGCCGCUACACCCGGUCCCUCAACCCCUGGCUGAAGCACGUGCCGCGGCAGCAGCUGCACCUCCUGCAGUACGAGAACCUCACCUCGGCCCACAACAUGAAGGGGGCACUGCGGGACAUCAAGCGCUUCCUGGAGGUUGAGCCCACGCUGCCCUCGGACGAGCUGGGCAUGAAGAACUUCCGGCACCAGCGCAAGAACGGCAACGGCUGGCCCAUGCAGCGGCAGCAGUACGAGGCGCUGGUAGAGAAGGCGCGGAGGAACACCGAGGAGGUGGUGGAUCUGGUGCGCCAGAAUGGCUUUGCUGAUGCGGAUGCCUGGCGUGCCAACUGGGAGGCCGCCUGGAAGUUGAACCUGGAGCAGCACUGCGAACCUGGCCCCGAGGGCCUGUGCAUGGUGCAAGUCACGGCUCGCACGCUGCGCCAGUCCCUGCCCCUCCUGGUGGCCGUGCUGAUUGUCUGGGCCUGGAUGCGCCAUCCAGGCAGCAGCAUGGCAGACGCCGCGCGACAGCGGUCUGCGGCCUCGCGGCGCCUCAACCUGCAGAAGCCAGAUGCCGAAGCCAGCAUGGCGACAACAGGCUCCGGGAGCGGCGGCAGCAGCGCACAGGAGGAGCUGGCGAGCGGAGCAGCAGACGACACAGAAGCAAGCACACAGGCAGCAGAGGAUGGGGGAGGGUACGAAACCGACGACCAGGAGGGUGCAGCGGCGGCGGCGGCGGCGGCAGCGGCGGAGCAGCAGCAGCGCCAGCAGCUGGACCGCCGGGAUGCGCAGGCUGUGGCAGGCACGGACGAUGCGGCAGAGGCCUUGGUGGCGGGCGCCGGCAGCGACGGCUACACGCCCAGCGAGCUGGAGCGGGCGCUCAAGGGCUGCGACAGCCUGGCUUGCAUCACGACGGCGCACAAGCAGGAGCCCAAUUUCUAUACCAGCCGCUGCGACGACGACGCCGUGCGCUGCUCCGCACACGAGCAGGAGAAGUACAUCAAUGAGACCCUGCACCUCGGCAUCGCGCUGGAUGCCCGCCUGUUCAUGGCUGUCUUUGAAGGCAGCACCCACUACUCGCUGGCGGGGGAGUGGCUGGCGCCGCAGCUACGGGAGCUGAUGCCGUGGGUCAAGCUGGUCAUCAGCAUGAGGGAGCCCAUCUCACGAGCCAUCUCCAUGCUGCAGCACAACUUGGACCACAACAGAAGCCCCAAGUGCUACGACAAAAAGCGGCGGUGGAUUUUUAAGUGCAUCGAGGAGAAGCUUGAGGAUAGCGGCCUUCGGUAUGCGCCUCGCCUCGCGGCUUGGGCAGAUAAUUUCCCUGCAGAGCAGCUGCACAUCAUGCAGUACGAGACCCUGACGGGGGACGGCAUGAAGGGGGCGCUGCGCGACCUGAAGCGCUUCCUGGGCAUAGAUGCCAAGCUCCCUACCGGCGACCUGGGCGUGCGCAACUCCCGAAGGGAAAACUACUCGGAGGGGUGGCCCAUGACACGGCGCGAGUACCGCCGCCUGGCGGAGCUGGCGCGGCAGGAUGCUGAGGACGUGCUGGCGAUCCUCAAGGGGCGCGGCUAUACGGCAGCGGAGCGGUGGAUGGACAGCUGGGAGCAAGCGUGGGAGGCCGCCCAGCUGCCGCUGCUGGUGUUGGCGGCGCUGCUGGCGGCGGCUCCGAUGGCGGCGGCUGCAGCAGUGGAGACAACUCCUCUCUCCUGCCAGUCGCCGCUCUGGUCCAGCCUGCCGCUGGCCAAGCAGCGAACGCCAGCUGAUGAAUACGACCCCAGCUCGACAGACUAUUAUCAAGACUGGACCCUGAAGCACGUCCUCCCGCCGUUUAUCUUCUGCUGCCUGGCGGCCGCGCUCCUCCUCGCAUUUUUGCUCUGGCGCCUGGCCAGGCUGGCCACCUGCGUGCGCUGCAUCCGCAGCCCGCGCCUGCGCGGCAAGCCCGCCAUGCAGCUGCUGUCGGCGCGCGGCAUGCGGUGGCUGCGCGCGGCCGUGCCGCUGCUGGCGCUGGGCAUGGUGGGAGGCGCGGGGUAUGGCUUCAGCACCAUCCAGCCAUCCAUCGAGCCCGCCGGGGUCGCGGUGUACGAGCAGACCAAGGAGUAUGUGGCCGCCGGCCUGUCCACAGCCAACCUCACCCUGGCCGCCGCGGAUGAGGUGGAGCGCCAGCUGGCGGCCAUCCGGCAGCGGGCGCUGGACCUGAGCCUGGACCAGCUGCAGCCGGGGGUGCUCCAGGCCAUCGAAGACUUCCACCAAAGCAUGGUGGGGGUUGCCUCUGGCCUGCAGACCGCCACCUCUGACAUCCAGGCCGCGGUGCUGGACCGGCUGGAGGGCUGGCAGCAGGAGUGGCAGCCGCUGGCCGACAGGCUGGACGUCGUCAAAAAUGCCGCCCUCUACGCCUGCUACACUCUCGUCAUCGCCUUCUCUGCGGCCGUGGCCCUGGGGGUGCUGCUGAGCUGCCCAGGCCUGGUCAAGGGCUGCACGGCGGCGCUGCUGCUGCUGAUCCUGCUCACCUGGGCAUCGGUGGCUGCCUCCACCGCGGGGCUGAAGAUCGGGAGCGACGGGUGCACCGUGGUGGAGAGCAAGGUCAUCGAUGCCCUGGUGAGGGCUGCUGAGCGGCAAGCGGCCCGCGGCGAGGGCGUGCUGUCGACCGUGGGGGUGGGCGACACCCUGGCCCUGGGGAGGUACUACUUUUACGGUGUGGGCAAGGACCCGGCGGCUGUGCUGUACGACCUGACGGGCAUCGAUGUGCCGCAGCUUCUGGGCAGCGCCAACCGUACCGUGGACGACCUGCAGCAGGCCGCCUUCCUGCUGGAGGGCGUGGACUCCUCAGUCAGCACCCUGCCACACAACCUGGCCGCCCUGGCCGCCGCCAUCGACGCGCUGGCCGGCAACGUCAGGCAAGCGCCGCCGCCGCCGCGCCCCGCUGCCUGCUGGCUCACGCCUGGGACGAGACGCCGCUCCCUGGAGGCCGCGCUUUCCUACCAGCGCUUCAACGCCGCCUGGCUGGCAGCCAAGACGUACGCCUGCUGUGAGGUGCUGAACUUUGUGGGCGGCCUGUGGCUGGGCCUGCUGGUCAUCGGCGCCUGCGGCCUGCCGCUGUCGCUGGCGGUGUUUGUGUGGGUGGGCAGGAUGGACCGGCUGGAGCCGCGGGGCUGCUGCCACGUGUACCGCCGCAGCGACUACCGGCAGUACCAGGCGGAGGAGGAAGCCGCGGUACCGGAGCUGCCCGACAAGAAGGAGGAAGCUGGGGAGACGUCGCUGGGGCUGCCGCCCCACCCCUCGCCAGGCAGCUUCACCCUCAGCCUGCACCAGAAGAUGGCGACCGUGGGCACCUGGCCGCGGCCCGGCAGCGGCGCCGACACCUUCCGCAUCUCCGCGGCGCCCGCUCCCUACGCCUUCGGCGGCCAGGGCGGCGCCACCCCGCGCAGCACCAGCGGCGGGCUGGAGAGCUCCGAGCUGCUGCCUGACAGCUCCCCCUCGGCGCCAGCCAUGCCGCUCAGCGCCCGCUCCAUGCCCUCUGCACGAGGCACGGCUGCAGCUGGCGCAGGCGCUGGGCCGCAGCUGGGCACCUGGGCGGCCACCCUGCCGCCGGGCGCGGCUGCCGCGGCAGGCAUGGCGCCCCUGCUGCCCUCCGCGGGGACUUCCAGCAGCGCGCCCGGCUCGGCACGCAGGCGCAGCGGCACCUUUGGCACCGCGCCGCCGGGGCUGACCCCCGCCGCCGCGGCGCUGCUGCCGCCGGAGCAGGCAGAGAUGAGCUCCGAGGUGGAGGCUGGCGCAGCAGAGCCCGAGGAGCAGCAGGCGGCGGAUGGCGGCGGCGGCGGCUCUGCCUUGAAGAGGGCAGGCGGUGCGCUGUCCAGGCUCAAGUUCAUGCGGCGGAGCGGCAAGCAGUAG